This is a messenger RNA of Puccinia graminis f. sp. tritici CRL 75-36-700-3, 2649 nucleotides long. RefSeq names its product OPT family small oligopeptide transporter. The record is from RefSeq and is a predicted model, not a curated record. NCBI's taxonomy places the organism in Eukaryota, Fungi, Basidiomycota, Pucciniomycetes, Pucciniales, Pucciniaceae. The transcript has 34 exons. Gene Ontology annotation, molecular function: oligopeptide transmembrane transporter activity. The coding region runs from base 1 to 2649 and encodes 882 amino acids. Gene Ontology annotation, biological process: transmembrane transport.
AUGGAUAUCCCACUCAAGGAGACCAAUCGACAGAAUCUGAGCUCCCAAGCCGAGCUCAGACAAUCUGCUAGUACACCGCCCUUUCCUUCAACUGACCGCACCAGUUCCUCCAAGGGGAACGACCACAAGCUUCUAACAUCCUCUGUCGAGAAGCCUGAGCUGGAUGAAGAAAUAUGGAAAGAACAAGCCUCAGAACCCGAAGAUCUAGAAUCCGUCAUCCGUUUCCUCCAACAAGUAAUCGCCGACAAUCAAGAUGAUCUUAAUUUUCCCGGCCACGUCCUCGAUCGAGCCACGGAGGCUUUACAGCCUGGCGUUCCGCCCGAAGCUGUACUGGAAAUAACCAACGCUAUCCGGGCAGAGCUGAAGCUGGCAACAGAAAACUCCCCCUAUCCAGAAGUCCGGGCGAUUGUGGAUGCCUUCGAUGAUCCCACAACGCCGGUGACCACAUUCCGGAUGUGGACGAUUGGGAUCUUCUUGGUUUUCUUAGGCACCGGCUUGAACCAGUUUUUCGCCCCUCGUCUCCCUUCGAUCAGUCUCAGCAUCACCUUCGCACAACUUGUGGCAUACCCUCUUGGAUGUUUCAUGGCUCGUGUUCUGCCGACCAGGCUGUUUCGCAUCGCCGGAUACCAAUUUAGCCUCAAUCCUGGUCCUUUCAAUAUGAAGGAGCACAUGUUGAUCAGCAUUAUGGCCAAUGUAUCUUUUGGAGGGGCAUACGUAACCGAUAUCAUAGCAGUGCUCAGGAUCCCGAGGUUUUACAACAACCAGGUCCUGGGAACGAAUGCUGGAUUCCAAAUAACAAUGGCGCUCAGCUCUCAACUCAUCGGAUAUACACUAGCUGGCCUCACUCGAGAAUUUCUGGUCUAUCCUUCAGCAAUGGUGUGGUGGGGAAACCUUGUAGAGAUCUCGGUGCUAAGGGCUCUUCACGUCAAGGACAAUCAGCCUGCCAAUGGAUGGAAGAUCUCUCAGAUGCGGUUCUUCAUGUUCUGUAUGGUCGGCUAUGGAAUAUACUUCUUGCUGCCCGACGUAUUCUUUCAAACUUUGUCGUUUUUCAAUUGGACGACUUGGAUCGCGCCCAACAAUGUCAAGCUCGCAAUGCUCACAGGAACCGUCAGCGGAUUGGGGCUCAACCCGUUCCCUACCCUGGACUGGAACUUCAUGUCAAUCAACCCCGUCGUCACGCCGCUCUGGUCCAUUUUGAAUCUGUAUAGCGGCGCCUUGAUUGCUGUCGCGGCUAUCAGUGGCAUAUUCUUCAGUAAUGUUGCUUACACCCAAUACCUCCCCAUCAAUACCAAUGGUAUAUUUGAUCGCUUCGGAAAACGCUACAACGCCUCACGUAUCCUCAACGACGUAGGCGAUCUUGACCAAGAUUCUCACAGGUUAUUCAAGGCGAAAUACCAAGCCUAUUCUCCUCCCUACAUGUCUGCGGCCAGCAUCUUAACUUUCACAGCAUUCUUUGGCCUCUACACUAGCACCCUCAUGCACAGCAUCCUUUUCUAUCGCAAACAUCUCGCCGGCGGCUUCGGUCUUUUUUGGCGUCAAAUCGUCAUCAAAUUGUCAAGCCUCCCGGUCAUUUCGCGUCUGACGAAUCGGUAUAAUGUUAAAGCGGCGGAUGCCGAUAAGCUGCUCUCCGGAAAAUACACGCCUGAUGUCCAUUGUCGCUUGAUGAGCGUCUACCCAGAAGUUCCUCAAUGGUGGUUCAUGAUUAUCGGCGCUAUUGCUACCGGAAUGGCAAUCUUCAUGAUAGUAUACUAUGACACUCAGAUGCCAGUUUGGGGACUGGUUUUUGCUUUCGCUAUGGCACUCGCUUUGAUUGUUCCCACUGGGAUUCUAAGCGCUGUGGCCUCAAGUGGCGCCCCGCUCAACGUUAUCUCCGAGUUGGUUGGUGGUUACGCCUUAGAGGGCAGGCCCCUAGGAAACAUGUUGUUUAAGACAUACGGUUACAUCACGACUGCCCAAGCGAUCAGUUAUGCCUCAGAUCUCAAGCUCGCUCAUUAUGUGAAAAUCCCCCCCAGAGCCACUUUCGCAGCUCAAACGGUGGGAACGAUUCUUUCGGCUUUCAUUUCGGUGGCAGUGUUGGACUGGCAGAUAGGAAGCUUUCCAGACUUGUGCUCUCCCACCCAGCCUCUGCACUUCACGUGUCCCGGAUACAAUACCUUUUUCUCCUCUUCGAUUAUUUGGGGCGCGGUUGGGCCGGUGAGACUGUUCUCCAAGGACGGAGCGUUGUAUAGCUUUUGUUUGUAUGGAUUUGUCCUCGGCGCAAUCGCUCCCAUUAUUCCUUGGCUCGCCCUCAAAAGAUGGCCACGGUCGGGUUGGAGAUUGAUCCACACGCCUGUCAUGUUCGCUGGAGCUUUGGGAUUUGCGCCGUUGAACCUGGGAUAUCUGACACCGGCGAUCCCUCUCGGAUUGUUCUUCCAACGCUACCUCAAAUUCCGCUACACAGCGUGGUAUGAGAAAUACGCAUUGACGCUCACCGCCGGGUUCGGGGCGGGGGUGGCCCUCUUCGGACUGCUCUACUUCUUUGCCUUCCAAUUCAGCGGAAAAGAAUGGAAAUGGGCCGGUAACACUAAGUUCUCCGAGGGAUGUGAUGGAAGGUCUUGUCGACUGAUAGACGUGCCUGAAGGCGGCUUUGGCCCCUCAGCGUGGUCAUGA